Pongo pygmaeus (Bornean orangutan) is the source of this 3647-nucleotide messenger RNA. Its product is annotated as long-chain-fatty-acid--CoA ligase ACSBG2. Gene Ontology annotation, molecular function: long-chain fatty acid-CoA ligase activity. NCBI's taxonomy places the organism in Eukaryota, Metazoa, Chordata, Mammalia, Primates, Hominidae. The coding region runs from base 1295 to 3250 and encodes 651 amino acids. The record is from RefSeq and is a predicted model, not a curated record. Gene Ontology annotation, cellular component: membrane; endoplasmic reticulum. The transcript is spliced from 14 exons.
ACCUCAGCCUCCCUACUAGCUGGAGUUAAAGUUGCGCACCACCACGCCUGGCUAAUUUUUUAAAUUUUUCUGUAGAGACGGGGUCUUGCUACAUUGCCCAGGCUGGUUUUGAACCCCUGGCCUCAAGUGAUGCUCCAGCCUUGGCCUCCCAAAGUGCUGGGAUUCCAGGUACAAGCCACUGUGCCUGGUAGCAGGCAUUGUUAGCAGUGACUAAAGCAGAGAACGAGAAGGGGGAGGCCGCUGUAAACACAUGAAGACAGGCAGCGUAAGAGAAAGUCACGAGGGCAAAUAACAUCCAGGCAUACUUCAGAUCCCAGCUCAAGAAACCACUCCCAGGACAGGCACGGUGGCUCACGCCUGUCAUCCCAGCACUUUGGGAGGCCAAGGCGGGCGGAUCACGAGGUCAGGAGUUCGAGACCAACCUGGCCAACGUGGCGAAACCCCGUCUGUACUAAAAAUACAAAAGAUUAGCCGGGCAUGGUGGUGGGCGCCUGUAAUCCCAGCUACUUGGGAGGCUGAGGCAGGAGAAUCGCUUGAACCUGGGAGGUGGAGGUUGCAGUGAACUGAGAUCAUACCAUUGCACUCCAGCCUGGGUGACAGAGCGAGACUCUGUCUCAAAGAAAGAAAGAAAAGAAAGAAACCACUCCCAGACUCCCUGCCUGGGCGGGAUCCUCUGAUUAAGCCCUCAACACAACUUGGGGCUCUCUUCACAAUGAUAAGUUUGCAUUUGUUUGUGUGAUUCUAGGCCUCCCCUUACUUUCUUGAACAGGCCUCAUCUGGUUUUGUUCAUCUUUAUGUCUCCAGCAUCCAGCACAAUCCCUGGCAUUAGGGUCAUGGCUUCAUAAAAACAUCAGGAACACACACAGAAGUGCAUGCAUGCAUGAAUAAAUGAAUGAUGCACGAAAAGAGCAAUCUCCCCGUCCUGGAAGCAGCUUCCCCUAGGGGUGGGGGUGGGGUGCGGAGGCAGGGGCAGCCAGUGAUGUCACAAGAGGUGGCUGGGAUGGAAGGUUCUGGAAGGUUGAAUGGGGUAGAAGGCCUGUUGUGGAGGGAAACCACCCAUCCUCCUGCCUCCCACCACCACCAUCAUCCUGGCUGGACGGAGAGGGUGACGGGGGCUGGGAAGGGGCAGCUCAUGUUCAGGUUUCCAGGAGGGGCUACCUGUUUACUGUCUUUGCAGGAAGAAGAAAACACCUGAGUGACCAGAGGUCCCAGCCCCAGGUGCCUUGCCAGAUGGCCGGAACCACACCUCUCGAAAAGUGACAGUGCUGUGAAGCAUGGUUUCUGCACACCUGGAAUGACUGGAACCCCAAAGACUCAAGAAGGAGCUAAAGAUCUUGAAGUAGACAUGAAUAAAACAGAAGUUACUCCCAGGCUGUGGACCACCUGUCGAGAUGGAGAAGUCCUUCUGAGGCUAUCCAAACACGGACCGGGCCAUGAGACCCCGAUGACCAUCCCUGAAUUUUUUCGAGAGUCAGUCAACCGAUUUGGAACUUAUCCAGCCCUCGCAUCCAAGAACGGCAAAAAGUGGGAAAUUCUGAAUUUCAACCAGUACUACAAGGCUUGUCAGAAGGCUGCGAAAUCCUUAAUCAAGCUGGGCUUGGAGCGUUUCCACGGAGUUGGCAUCCUGGGGUUUAACUCUGCAGAGUGGUUUAUCACUGCUGUUGGCGCCAUCCUAGCCGGGGGUCUUUGUGUUGGUAUUUAUGCCACCAACUCUGCCGAGGCUUGCCAAUAUGUCAUCACUCAUGCCAAAGUGAACAUCUUGCUGGUUGAGAAUGAUCAACAGUUACAGAAAAUCCUUUCGAUUCCACAGAGCAGCCUAGAGCCCCUAAAAGCGAUCAUCCAGUACAGACUGCCAAUGAAGAAGAACAACAACUUGUACUCUUGGGAUGAUUUCAUGGAACUUGGCGGAAGCAUCCCUGACACCCAACUGGAGCAGGUCAUCGAGAGCCAGAAGGCGAAUCAAUGCGCAGUGCUCAUCUACACUUCGGGGACCAUAGGCAUGCCCAAGGGAGUGAUGCUCAGUCAUGACAACAUCACGUGGAUGGCAGGAGCAGUGGCAAAGGACUUUAAACUGACAGAAAAGCAUGAGAUGGUGGUUAGCUAUCUCCCACUCAGCCAUAUUGCAGCACAGAUGAUGGACAUCUGGGUACCCAUAAAGAUUGGGGCGCUCACAUACUUUGCUCAAGCAGAUGCUCUCAAGGGCACCUUGGUAAGUACUCUAAAGGAGGUAAAACCUACUGUCUUCAUUGGAGUGCCUCAAAUUUGGGAGAAGAUACAUGAGACGGUGAAGAAAAAUAGUGCCAAGUCCACAGGCUUGAAGAAGAAGGCAUUCGUGUGGGCAAGAAACAUUGGCUUCAAGGUCAACUCAAAAAAGAUGUUGGGGAAAUAUAACACUCCUGUGAGUUACCGCAUGGCUAAGACUCUCGUGUUCAGCAAAGUCAAGACAUCCCUUGGCUUGGAUCACUGUCACUCUUUUAUCAGUGGGACUGCACCCCUCAACCAAGAGACUGCUGAGUUCUUUCUAAGCUUGGACAUACCUAUAGGCGAGUUGUAUGGGUUGAGUGAAAGCUCGGGACCCCACACAAUAUCCAACCAGAAUAACUACAGGCUUCUAAGCUGUGGCAAGAUCUUGACUGGGUGUAAGAAUAUGCUGUUCCAGCAGAACAAGGAUGGCAUUGGGGAGAUCUGCCUCUGGGGUAGGCACAUCUUCAUGGGCUAUCUGGAAAGUGAGACUGAAACUACAGAGGCCAUCGAUGACGAAGGCUGGCUACACUCUGGGGAUCUGGGCCAGCUGGACAGUCUGGGUUUCCUCUAUGUCACCGGCCGCAUCAAAGAAAUCCUGAUCACUGCCGGUGGUGAAAACGUGCCCCCCAUUCCCGUUGAGACCUUAGUUAAGAAGAAGAUCCCCAUCAUCAGUAACGCCAUGUUAGUAGGAGAUAAACUGAAGUUUCCGAGCAUGUUGCUGACGCUGAAGUGUGAGAUGAAUCAGAUGAACGGAGAACCUCUGGACAAGCUGAACUUCGAGGCCAUCAACUUCUGUCGGGGUCUGGGCAGCCAGGCAUCCACCGUGACUGAGAUUGUGAAGCAGCCAGACCCCCUGGUCUACAAGGCCAUCCAGCAAGGCAUCAAUGCCGUGAACCAGGAAGUCAUGAACAAUGCACAGAAGAUUCAAAAGUGGGUCAUCUUGGAGAAGGACUUUUCCAUCUAUGGUGGAGAGCUAGCCUUCAGCAGGAAGACCUCAUUGCAAUAAGUGAAAUACUGCUCUAGGCAGAAGCUCUCCCUGCUGUUUUUAAGAAGCCACAUUCCUCAUUGGUCAGUUUCUUGAUUGUUCGUCUGUUGGAGAGGUGCUCCCUAGAAGAACCCGCCAUACGUUUCAAAGCAAUAAAAUCAUUGUAGAUCUUUCUGAGGACCUUCAAGUCACUGACUCCAGGGAAGCCUAUUGGGAAAUCUACUAAAAACUGCCUGAUUUAGAAGAAAGAUCUGAACUUGUGGGCUCCCAUUUGAUUUUUCUCUCCUCAGGGGACUUAGACAUUAGAAAGAAAAAGCCUUCACAGAUUUGAAGAACUGGACCCCCAAAUCAACUCACCUGCCUGUAAGAAACUGGGAAACCCUUCCAAUAAGUCCUGAUAAUAAAGCACUUCAGGGUC